AUGGGAGUUUGUGCUUCUUAAAAUGUUUAAGAGAAAUUAGAUAAUAUAGAGGAUGAUUAUUUAAAACUUGAUUUUAAUAGAUUUUCAACUUAUUAAAAGCUAGAAAAUAUUGCAAACAAUAUAGCAAAAUGUAACAAAACACAAAAAGUAUUUAGAAUAACAAGUUGAUACAAUAUUUUCAUCUUUAAUUUAAAGAAUUAUAGCUUCUGGAUAAGGUCAUAUUUUAAAGAUAUUAGAGAAUAUAGAUAAUUAAAAAAAACUGGGGUUUAUGACAAAAUUAGAACGCUUAGAUUUUGAAUUCAUUGACUCUGUAUAGAAAAUUAAUUACAUUAUUUAGCUAUUUCAUCAUUGUUAUAAAUAAAAUUAAAUAGAUGCAUUUUAAUGCAAUGUUAUUUAGAGCACUAAUUGUUAAGAAUAAAAUCUUGAUUUGAUAAAAGUAUUAAAUUAUGAAUUAAUAUUAAGGAACAUAAAGUAGGAAUAGUAUUUUUAUGUGGAGGUCGUAGUUCUCGAUUGUCUGAUAAAUUAUUAAGUGAUAUAGGACUUCCAUCUAAGAAAUGUGUUAUUUAAAUAAUGAUGGAAAGAUUGAAGAAGAUUCUUAUGUUGUGUAAUAUAUCAUAAUUUAAAUGUUAAAGCUUCUGAAAACAAAGAGAUUAAUGAUUAUCCUAUUGCUAUUGUACUUUCAGAUUAAAAUUAAGAAAAAUUUUAAAUGUAUAUCAAAAGCUAAAGAGAUUUUGGAUUUCAAUCAAUCAAUUAUAUAUUAGAGAAAUCAAUACCUGUGAUUGAUUGUAAAGGAUAGGUAGUGUUUGAAUAAGAGACUUAAGCAAUUAUGACACCUGAGGGGACUGGUACAAUAUUUUUAUAAAUAAAUUCAUUCAUAAAGUAAAAGGGUUUUAGAUAAUUUCAGUAAAUUUCCAAAUAUGGAGUAUAUUCAUUUCUUGGGUUUAGAUAAUCUAGUUGGAUUGCCGUUAGAUCCAUAAAUGUUGAAUCUCAUUUCUAAAUAGAAGGCUGAUGUAUUAUGCAAAGUUAUUGAAACUAAUUCAAUAUUAGAUGACAGAAUAUUCUAUUUGAAUAGAUAAUUUAAGACUAUGGAUGAGUAGGACUCCAAUAUUACAGAAAAUUCAUACAAUUCGACUUAAAUGUUACUGAAUGAUUUAUAUCUAUCAGUUUCUUUUCUCAAUAAUUUAAAAUAUAAUCAUGAGAAAGCUUUGAAACUUAAUUAAAGAUAUCACUAUAUAAAGAGAGGAUCUAACAUUUAAUUUGAAAAACAUAUUCAGGAUAUAAUAGAAGUAACUGAUAUAACAAUUUUACAUUAAACAGAAGAUUAUGCUUUAUUAAUUGAUGAUCCAAGAAAAGCAGUAAUCUAAUUGUCCAAUGUACAUAAGAGAUAUUUGAAAUUAGAGGGAACUUAAGAAGAAGAUUUAGUUGAAAUCACUCCUUAAAUGAGCUAUUGUGGAGAAGAUCUAAGAAAAUUUGAAAAUGUCUCAUACCCUUUGAUUAUAUGAA
Messenger RNA from Paramecium pentaurelia, 1503 nucleotides. NCBI's taxonomy places the organism in Eukaryota, Ciliophora, Oligohymenophorea, Peniculida, Parameciidae. The record is from the annotation of a GenBank genome assembly.